Acinonyx jubatus (cheetah) is the source of this 1149-nucleotide messenger RNA. Its product is annotated as olfactory receptor 52A5-like. The record is from RefSeq and is a predicted model, not a curated record. The coding region runs from base 68 to 991 and encodes 307 amino acids. NCBI's taxonomy places the organism in Eukaryota, Metazoa, Chordata, Mammalia, Carnivora, Felidae. The transcript has a single exon. Gene Ontology annotation, cellular component: membrane. Gene Ontology annotation, biological process: G protein-coupled receptor signaling pathway. Gene Ontology annotation, molecular function: olfactory receptor activity; G protein-coupled receptor activity.
UCAGAAGCUCUAAACCAAGAGUCUCUAAAACCAACAUGCGUGCUCCAAGCUCAAUGGCACAGUCUUCAUGCCCUCAGUGUUGACACUGGUCGGGAUCCCUGGCUUGGAAUCUGUGCAGUUCUGGAUUGGAAUUCCUUUCUGUGCCAUGUACAUCACUGCUCUGUUGGGGAAUUGCCUGCUCCUGGUCAUCAUCAAAUCGGAACGCAGCCUCCAUGAGCCCAUGUACCUCUUCCUGGCAAUGCUUGGAGCAACAGACAUUGCUCUCAGUACCAGCAUCCUACCCAAAAUGCUAGGAAUAUUCUGGUUCCAUUUACCAGACAUAUAUUUUGAUGCCUGUCUCUUUCAGAUGUGGCUUAUCCACACCUUCCAGUGUAUCGAAUCAGGAAUUCUGCUGGCCAUGGCCCUGGACCGCUAUGUGGCCAUCUGUGAUCCCCUGAGACAUGCAAUCAUCUUUACCCACCAACUCCUCACUCAGAUUGGGGUAGCAAUGACACUCAGAGCAGCCCUCCUUGUAUCUCCAUGUCUCAUCCUCAUCAAAUGUCGGCUGAAACACUACUGGACCACUGUGGUCUCCCAUUCAUACUGUGAGCACAUGGCCGUCGUGAAGUUGGCAGCAGAAGAUAUUCGAAUCAACAAGAUCUAUGGUCUGUUUGUGGCUUUCACUAUACUUGGAUUUGACAUAAUCUUCAUCACACUCUCCUACAUCCGAAUAUUUAUAACUGUCUUCAAUCUGCCUCAGAGAGAAUCUAGGCUCAAAGCCUUUAACACCUGCAUUGCCCAUAUUUGUGUCUUCCUUGAGUUUUAUCUCCUAGGUUUCUUCUCCUUCUUUACACACAGGUUCGGGUUCCACAUUCCACCCUACAUUCAUAUUCUUCUGUCCAAUCUUUAUCUGCUUGUCCCUCCUUUGCUCAAUCCUAUUGUGUAUGGGGUGAAAACCAAACAGAUUCGAGAUCGAGUGUCUAAGAUUUUCCACUUUAAAGAUCCAUCUUAAGGGGUGCCUGAGUGACUCAAUCAGUUAAGCAGAUGACUUCGGCUCAGGUCAUGAUCUCACAGCUCGUGAAUUUGAGCCCCGCAUGGGGCUCUGUGCUGACAGCUCAGGGCCUGGAAUCUGCUUCAAAUUCUGUGUCUCCCUCUCUCUCUGCCCCUCCU